Messenger RNA from Penicillium manginii, 1023 nucleotides. Its product is annotated as RTA1 domain-containing protein. The record is from RefSeq and is a predicted model, not a curated record. Bases 1 to 1023 code for a protein of 340 amino acids. NCBI's taxonomy places the organism in Eukaryota, Fungi, Ascomycota, Eurotiomycetes, Eurotiales, Aspergillaceae. The transcript has 2 exons. Gene Ontology annotation, cellular component: membrane.
AUGGUGGAAGCGACCGAUAAUUUGUACGAGUACUACAAGCCCAACAAGAUUGUGGCCAUUGUUUUCGCGGCCUUUUUCCUUUCGACAUCGAUCUUACAUGCUUGGAAAAUUUUCACCACGCGACAAUGGUUCGGCAUUGCUAUUAUCCUCGGAGGACUGUUCGAGUUUGUGGGUCUCCUAGCGCGAGCUUAUGGACAUGAUCACUUGGACAAACUACCCCCAUACAUUAUUCAGAUGGUCCUGAUUCUCCUGGCGCCAAUUCUUUACGCUGCCGCCGUAUAUAUGUUUUUUGGACGUUUGGUUGUCGCGUCUGGACAUCCCAAGCUCUCGCUGAUCCGCGUCAACUGGGAAACCAAGAUCUUUGUUAUCGGCGAUAUCCUCUGUUUCCUGGUCCAAGCCUUUGGAGCUGUCAGCCUUGCCAACCUAGUCAAUUCUACCUCCAGUGACACCGCGCACAAAGUCAAUGUCGCGAAAAACGUCAUCCUCGCUGGUCUCGCACUGCAGGUGAUCCUUUUCUUGGUCUUCCUCGUGUCGGCUAUAAUUUUCCAUGUGCGAGUCUCGAAGCGUCACAUUGCCAAGUCGAUCGAUCCAACCCUGCGUCUGCAGCUGAUGAUAUUUUCCAUCUACAUUACUGGUGUUCUCAUCACAGGCCGAAACAUCUAUCGUCUUAUUGAGUACAAGAGUGGAAAUGGCGGCUACCUCCAGGAGAACGAAUGGCCGCAGUAUGGCUUGGAUGUCGGUCUGAUGGCAAUUUACAUGGUUGUCACCUUCUUCUGGUACUUUGCGGACACCAAGGCACGCGCAAACAACCCUAGCAAAUAUGGUCGUCUCCCCGACGACCAGGCCACCUGGUCAGGAAACGUCAACGACGACAGCUUCCCUCUCAAUCACCCCAACGCCUAUGAAUCUGGCUAUGCCAAUGGCCCCCAUCUGCCGCCUCCUACUCCCCAGGUCCCCGGAUACAACAAUACGGCAUAUAACCCUGCAUAUGACCAUAAUAACCCUUCAUAUACCCAUGCCUGA